Messenger RNA from Pogoniulus pusillus (Red-fronted tinkerbird), 1909 nucleotides. It is a transcript of the gene HCRT, whose product is annotated as hypocretin neuropeptide precursor. The transcript has 2 exons. Gene Ontology annotation, biological process: response to starvation; positive regulation of transmission of nerve impulse; temperature homeostasis. Gene Ontology annotation, molecular function: type 2 orexin receptor binding; neuropeptide hormone activity; type 1 orexin receptor binding. The record is from RefSeq and is a predicted model, not a curated record. The coding region runs from base 1293 to 1757 and encodes 154 amino acids. Gene Ontology annotation, cellular component: perinuclear region of cytoplasm. Lineage: Eukaryota; Metazoa; Chordata; Aves; Piciformes; Lybiidae.
GACCUGGACUGAGCACCCCUUGGCUGCUGGAGCCCCAGCCUGCCCACAGACGGGCACCCAGCUGCCCGCAGGCUCUGUGUGUGGAGGGACACAUGGGGCUAAGUUCCUGUGCUCUGACAAGGGGCACCAGGACUGAGGUUGGGGAGGGGUGACCCUGCUCCUGCUGGCCCCACUUUGAACUCCUGGGUCCUGUAAAUCCACCCCAUGCCAUCUGCUUCUGGAGUGAACACCCUGCUGUGGGGCUGGCAAGGAUGCUGGCACCUGGUGCCUGUGUGCAUGUGCCUGCUGUGCCAGACUUGACCUGUAAAACCAGACCAGGGCUGGGGUCCUGCCCCCAUCCAAGGCCGUGGGUUUUGCCUUCACUAGCCCCAGAGAAAACCUGUGUGGCAGGAAGGGUCCUGGCUGGUCCCUGUUCCCUCUCUGUGGAGCAGUGGGUCCAUUCCCCUCUCUGGUGUCCCUGGGGCCUGGGUGCCAAGGGGCUGGGAGGCUCUAGGUUGCAGUGAGCUCAUGGUGGGGGGCACUGCCUGGGCAGCAGAUGUGGCUUCUGGCACCAGAGAAAUGUAGAAGCUCAUCCCCCAGGAUGAGGUUUCUGUUCUGCAGGGUGAGGGGUCCCAGUGCAAGCAAUGGGCAAGGCUUGGUCUGGGGUCAGACAUGGGCUGUGGAGAGUUAUAAAGAGCGUGAGACCCAUCCUGGUGCCCUGCUGCUCCCUCCUGGUGUGGGGUCAGGACAGGACAGGGCCACCAAAAGCAGUAGGAAUGAGUGGCAUCAUCCCUCCCUGGCAUCAGCUGAGCACAGGAUGACAGCAAGUACAGGAUGACAGCUCUCUCCAUAUCAGGGAGCUGUGCGGCUGUGGGCACCCCUUUGUUGGGAGGUAAUUAGCUUAAUUAGCCUAAUGGGGCCAUGCAGAGCAGACCCAGCACUGUCCGGAGCAGGCUGCCCAGCACUGACCUUCAGCCCCUUUGUGCCAGCCCAGCCGUGGGGCCCACGGGCAAUUACAGCCUCAUUAGUGCCACGCGGCCUGGCUACCAUGCCUGGCGUUGAGCAGCCGCACAAAGAGGAGACGCAAAUGAGGGGAAAGGCCUGGGCUGGUCUCCGAGCUACGGGCACCGCGGGCUGCGUCACCCAGACACCGGCUGCUGCCGCCUGCCCCCCGCGGUAUUUUUGGCAGCACCAUUGUGCCAGGCCCUAUAAAGAGGUGGCUGCAGUGGAUGGCACAGGGCGCUGUGCUCUUGACUGCCCGGCAGGAUAUGCCCCAGCACCACUCGACAACCUGAAGACCCCAGGAAGGAAGGAUGGAAGUGCCCAGCGUCAAGCUCCAGCGAGCUGCCUGCCUCCUGCUCCUGCUCCUGUUCUGCUCCCUGGCUGCUGCCCGCCAGAGUCUGCCCGAGUGUUGCCGGCAGAAGACCUGCUCCUGCCGCGUCUACGACCUCCUGCAUGGCAUGGGCAACCAUGCAGCUGGUAUCCUCACACUGGGCAAGAGGAAAAGCAUCCCACCAGCCUUCCAGAGCCGCCUCUAUCGCCUGCUGCACGGCUCUGGCAACCACGCUGCAGGAAUCCUCACCAUGGGCAAGCGUGGGAAGUACCCUGGCACUGCCUGUCACGAUGCAUCAGGCUGCCCUGUGAACAUGGAUGCCCAGCCAACGCCAGCACUGCAAGGAGCUGAUGCCAGCCCUGCCAGCCCCAGGGAGUGCCAGGGACACUCCGGGAAGGACCUGCCCAAGAGCCCAGCCCAAGGAGACGCCAAGAGCUUUUACUGAGUGGGGUGAGGCCAUGAGAGCAAGGAGGGGGUGCCAGGGGGGUCAGAUCCCAGGGCCGGUGUAAAUAGCACUUUUCUGUACCUCCUCCUGGCAGAGCCCGAGCAGGGCACUGCAGGCACUGCUGGCCUUUUACAAUAAAUGGUAGCCCGAUA